AUGGGAGUUCCAAAAGAGCACCUAUUUGGCAUAGACUACCUGGAGCCCAAUAGGAUUACCGAGCGGGAGAUCGUGAAAUAUCGCGCCGAGUAUUUCAUACUAGAUUCGGUAGGGAUGAGGAUCCCUACGACCACCGAAUCUCUAAGUAGGCCGAAGGAGGGUGAAGUCGUCUUCUUCACGGACGUACUUCUGCAAGGGAUAAGGCUUCCGCUGCAGCCUGCCGUUCAGAGGAUCUUGGCACAGAUCGGCUAUGCUCCCGGCCAAUUCAACCCCAACUUUUGGGUGGCGUUAAUGGGAGUGGUCACGGCCUUCGGCAUGGCCGGCGAGGGAGCACCUUCGUACGAACAGUUCUCCCACCUGUACAGUGUCACCAAGUUGAAGUCUGCCGAACACGGGGGUUGGGUUUAG
Prunus armeniaca (apricot) is the source of this 408-nucleotide messenger RNA. Lineage: Eukaryota; Viridiplantae; Streptophyta; Magnoliopsida; Rosales; Rosaceae. The record is from the annotation of a GenBank genome assembly.